AUGGCACAGUCUUAUCAGGCUCAAUCCGCAAGGGGCCAAUCGUUCAUUGGGUCAGCCUCCAAGGCGCUGUUAAAGACAAUUCGCUCGCUGACCCCAACCUCGAACGUCCUCGGGAGAACGCCAACCUCCACGAUCGUGGCGUUGUACAAGGAGCACACAGCAACCUACACCACCCCACCUCUCUCCUCCGAAAAGGCAUCCGAAAUCCUCCAAGAGUCGUCCGGCGGGCAAGUAUACCUCUCUCACCAUCCCAAGACUGAUAAGUCCUACGUCGUGAAGCAUACUGAGCCAGCUCCGCCUUCAGAACGUUCCCAUCCUCCAACGGAGUCGUAUGUCAUUGAAAGCGUCUUGCAACCGCAUCCGAACAUCAUCUUCCACCACGAAGCCAUCCAUGACUCGUCGAACCCGGGUCGACACUACAUCGUUCUCGAAUACUGUUCUGGCGGCGAUCUCUUCAACCAACUAUCGCACUGGUGGCUAACUCGUGAAACCCACGUUCCCGUACUCUUCCUCCUCCACACAAUCGUCGAACUCUUUGACGCCUGUGCGUAUAUCCACCACGGAUUACGCCAUGUCGGCGGAGGAAAAUACACCCAAGACCCAAAAUUUCGCCCUGUCAUACACAACGAUAUAAAGGGCGAGAACAUUUUCUUGAAGAACUCCACAGAUUCAAUUGGUGGAUUACCGUCUCUAGUCUUGGCAGAUUUUGGCCACGCUCGCGUCGUAGGUGAGACUUUAUACGAAACAGGAGCCGGAACGCCAAAUUACUUCGCUCCAGAAGACCAGAAACUGACCCAGCAGGCGCAAGAUGCCGGAAAAUUAGAAGCCGACGAAGACAUAACCGAAGUCUACUACACCAUCAGUCGCAACCGGACCACAGCGGCAGACAUCUACUCCCUGGGUCAUGUUCUAUACAUCAUGGCCGCGAACAGCGGUUUCAACAGAGAAACAAUCUCGAGAUGGGCGAUCGGAAAAGAUCCGCUCAAAAUGAAAAUCUCGCCUGAGUAUCUUGAGGUUGAUGGACUUCUGGAGAUCAUGCAAAAGUGUCUGAUUCCUGAAGUCGAGAACCGUGCUUCUGCUGAUUUCGAUCCAAAGACCGGUGUAUUGCCCCUUGUGCAUCAGAUUCGAAAGGUGAGAGAUGAGAUGAUUCGAAAAGGUGAGCGUUUGCCUCGUGUCGAAUGGCUACAGCCCCCGAGCGACUGGUCUUGA
Molecule: messenger RNA, 1209 nt
Organism: Cercospora beticola
Lineage: Eukaryota; Fungi; Ascomycota; Dothideomycetes; Mycosphaerellales; Mycosphaerellaceae
Biological process (GO): protein phosphorylation
Molecular function (GO): protein serine/threonine kinase activity; ATP binding
Source: RefSeq, a predicted model, not a curated record